CAAGCAUUGAAGCAAAGCAUGUGAGUGUGAAAAGCAAAAAAUAAAAAAAAAUUAUGGCGGGACCACAGAGUUUUGUGAAAAUAAUUAUAUUUUUAUUAUGUACAAUUAAAUUUUUUUCAUUAAUUCACGGAGAUAGACAUCGUUUAAAUGUUCCACGAGUUUUACUACCAGUUUUCAAUGAUUUUCCUGUCAACUUUACCCUCGAAGUUACAGAGGGUGGUUGCUACCAAUGGUCAACUUCUCGUUCUGAUAUUGUUCGAUUAAUUCCAAUAAAUGAAAACUAUGAUCGAAUGUGUUCAUCGGCAGUUAUUGUACAAACUACAACAAGAGAGCCAACUAGAAAUACAGCAAUUGUUUUAGCCGAAGAUCUUAAUAAUGGGAAUUUUUUAAGAUGUGACGUUAUAGUUGAUGCUAUUUUUUCUCUUUAUAUGGUUACUACAACAAGAGAAUUGUUUAUUGAGGAAGCGCCAGAAGCUUUUGAAGUUCGCGCUUACGAUGAACAAGGAAAUGAAUUUACAACACUCGCUGGCAUUGAAUUUUCUUGGGCUGUUGGUAAUGCCGAUAAAAGAGGUUUAAAAAUUGAUGAAAAUUUACCCAAUAAUGUAUUAAGAUUUAUGACUUUUCAAGAAUCUCCUUAUGAAACUCCUCAUACAGUUGAAAUGUUAGAUAUAAUUGGAAAACGGGGAAAUAUUGUUCUAUUGGAAGGAGUUAAAACUGGAGCAGCAAAGGUUUCUGUAAAAUUACUUCAUCAUGAAUACAAACACGUUCUUCCAGUUGAAGUUGAUUUAAUCGUUGUAGCCAAUCUUAUAAUCAUUCCAUCUGACGUCACAAUGAUGAUAUACGAUUGUUUUACAUAUAAAAUAAUGCAGGUACAUCAGGGUCGUUUGGAAGAAAUAAAUCUUGCAUCAAGUCAAUAUUAUCUUGCAGCUGAAAAUUCAAAUCUCAUUGAAAUAAACAAUGAUCGUGGUAGUAUUUAUGCUCUUGCACGUGGUAGAACAAAAAUUUCUUUACACGAUAAAAAUGUACUUGAAGAAUAUGGUGUAAUUUUACCAACUGCAUCGGUUAGCAUAAGCGAUGUUGCCUAUAUAACAUUAACAGUUCUUCCACAUCGUAGUAGUUCAUUAAUUUUAGGACAAACACAUGAAAUAGUCGUUGAUUUUUACGAUAGUCGUGAUCAUAAAUUUUUCAUUGGCGAAGGCGCUGAAGUAACAUUAGAAAUUGAAGAUCAAUAUUUUGAGAGAAAAUUCACAACACAAAAUGGUACAUACGCAAUUGUUGUUCCAAUUCAAACGGGUGUAACAACAGUGAAAGCAACAUUAUACGGUGUUAUUGAUCAAGGUGGACGAAAAAUUGCUCAAACACCGGAAUUAACAACAAGAGCUGAAUUUACAAUUCAUUCACCAGUUAUUAUACAUCCACAAUCACUUGCACUUCCAUGGGAUCCAAAAAGUAAAACAAAAUCUGAUAUGAUAUUAAAAGCAAGUGGCGGUGAUGGUUCUUUUGUUUGGAAUAGUCGACAACCAUCAAUAGCUACAGUUUCACAAAGUGGAGCAGUUAAAGUAUUACAAAAAGGUUCUGCCGAUGUGACAGUGUCAAUGGUACGUAAUCCUUAUAAUCGUGAUACGGCAAAAGUUUAUAUUCUCGAUCCAACGAAACUUGAAAUUAUUCAAUAUAAUAUGGAGGCGGCAAUUGGUGAACCAAUUUUUUUACACAUUGCCCUCUAUGGUGAAAUGAUUGAUGGCACAGAAGUAAAACAAAUUCCAUUCAACGAUUGUAAAGAUUUACCUUUUGAGAUUUAUAUUCCAGAUGGAAAUUUCUUUUACAAUGAAACUGAAAUAACACAACCUGUUGGUAUUGCUUGUGCUGCAUUAGCAAUUGUUAGUCUCAAUACUGGAACAUCAACAAUAACUGUGACUUAUAAUAAAAAUGGCCUCUAUCUUAUGGAUAAUAUCACAGUGUCUGCUUACGAUCCACUUGUUGUUGUUCAUCCAAAUAGUGGUGAAAGUAUUUUAGCAAUUGGCUCAUCAAGAAGAAUUAUUUUCAAAGGCGGUCCUUAUCCAUGGUCUGGUAAACUUCAAGGUUAUCGGCGAGAAAUGACUGUUUCUGAAAAUGAAAUUUUAGAAGUUAGUGAAGAAAAACAAACAAUUGAUCCUGAUAUUUCAAUAUUUCAAGUUGUUUGCCGACAACUUGGCGAGAGUAUAUUAACAUUUACAGUUUCAAAUAUUCCUCUAUUUCCCACAUGUAAAAUGACCGUUGCCACUGCGACAAUUCGUGUAAUUUGCUCAAAGCCAAGAUACAUUUUUCUACAACCAGAAUUUAAGAACAAUGAAAAUUGUCCCAUGAAACAAAUGUCAAAUAAAAUUAUGACUCACAGUAAUGAAGAAUUGGAAUUAUUGGUUAUUGUCAAAGAUGAAGAUGGAAAGAAAUUUGAUAAUAUUACAAGUUUAAAUAUUGAAUGGACAUUGAAACCACAAAGUGGUGGUGAAAUUGAAAUACCAAUUGGAACAAUAGAAGCGCCUAUUGAGGAUUUUAAUGUAAAACUUCCGGGUAAUCAUUAUCAGCGUAUUAUCACAAAAUUAUUUUCCGAUUCUUUAGUGUUAAAGGCAAAAAUUACGGGUUAUCAAAAAAAUUAUCUCUCAUCGUUGAGAAUAUCUCCUGAAUGGCCACCAUUUCCAAUUGAAAAUGAAAGAGGAAUAUUAGCGACACCAUUGAUUGAAGCAAUGAUAAAUAUUAUUUUAGUUAAUGACACAAUUAUUGUGCCAAAUGAAUUGAAAGUACUAAAUGAUCCAAGUAGUAAAUAUUUUUUGCAAGUAAAUCAAGGAUCGGGAUUUUAUGAAUUUCAUCUUAGUUCAGAUGAUAUUGCUGAUAUACGUUAUGUUGAACCAUCAAGAACAAUUACUGUGGUACCAAAAAAAUUUGGAACAUUGAGAAUAACAUUAAUUGAUUUGUGUCUUGCUUCUGUACCUGCGGAAGCUGUUAUUCAAGUUCAACAACUUGCGAAUCUUGAAGUUGAAACGGUGAAUAAAGUUGAAAAGGGAAAAUGUAUUGCUGCUGCUUUAAAAAUGUAUGACACCAAUGGAUAUUCAAUGAUGUUGCCAUUUAUCGAUGCAUUGUCAAUGAAAAUUGAAAUUGAAAAUGGAUUUAUUGAUGUUAAGAGAGCGUCACCCAGUGAACAAGGAGAUCAACCAUUUAGUGAAAUAAUAUACAUGAUACAUGGGCUUGAAGAAGGAGAAACUCAGGUGAUCUUUAGUAACGGCGAAGGCGAUGAUGAAAUUCGAAGUGAACCAAUUUUAAUACAAGUUUUUCCACCACUAAAAUUGACACCAAAAAAUUUGACCACUUUAAUUGGCACAAUCUAUCAAGUUACAGUCACUGGUGGACCAAAAGAUGCUGAAAUUGAAUUCUCAGUGGGAAAUAAUGAAAUUUGCAGUAUCAAUAGUGAUGGCAUUCUCGAGGGAAAAUCAAUUGGUCAAACGCGAAUUAUCGCAAGGGCAAUUGGUUUUAAUUCAAAGGGCAAUAUAAUUGUUUAUUCACAAGAUUAUGCUGAUAUUUAUGUUACAAAUCUUGAAGAAGUGAAAAUUGUGAUACCAACAAUGAGAAUUAAAGUUGGUGCCACAAUUCCCGUUUGGGCAUUUGGAAUACCUGAUAAUUUAACACCAUUAAUUAUUGGUUCAAUGAAAUCACCACUUUCAUUCUCAUGGAUGUCAAGCGAUAAUUCUCUAAUGAGCCUUCAUAAUAUGUACGAGGGAACUGGAAUUAAUAUGAGAUAUCAAAAUGAAGUUUCACUACGUGCUAAGGCAAAUGCACCGGGAAGUGUAACUAUUUAUCUAAAUGUCACUGCACAUUGUUAUAAUUCAAUUGGAGGUUGUAGUGCCGAUCGAAUUUAUAGUGCUUUUGUUAAAAUUGAAAUAUUUGAAGAAUUAAAACUUUUCUAUAAUGACAAUAGUGAAAGUGAAUCGGCUGUUAUUUUAAUGGCACCGAAUUCAAUUUUCAAAUUACAAACAAAUCGUGAUAAAUAUGGUGUGACGUCUUUUAAAAUUCUUACAAGCGGUUCACAUAGUGUUGAUACUGAGGAUUCAAAUGCUUUAACACAAGUAUCGAAAAUGAUUACUGUUGAUAAAAAUGGUGUUGUUAAAUCGGGAGAAAAUUACGGUAGAACAGUUAUUUCAAUAACAAAUGUCGAGGCUUACAGUUUAAAACAAACUCUAACUGUGAUUAUUGAUGUGAAACCAGUUCAUUAUAUGAUGUUGUCAUUGAAAUCAAAUAUUCGAACGAGAUUAGGAGAGGAGCUGAAUAUGUUACCAAAAGGAAUGGAAUUAGAUUAUGUUGUAGAAUUUUUUGACAAUGUUGGUUUAAAAUUUCAUGCUGCUGACAUGAGUUAUAAAACAUUUGCAAAUAGAGGCGAUUUAGUGACAUUUAUACCGGAAAAUAAUAAUCUUCUAUUGGCUAAAUUUUUGGAAAAUGGAAAAUCAAUCAUUAAAAUUUAUAAUGAAAAAUAUCCCAAUGGAAUGUUUGAUUAUGUGACUGUCAUAAUUGGAGAUAUUCAUUUUCCAGCAAAGGCAACGGUGAGCGUUGGCGAUAUAAUUUGCUUCUCGAUGCCUCUUUUAUCUUCUGACGGCGAACCAGGUAUCUGGCAAUCUUCAGCUUCUGAAAUUGUUGCCGUUGAUCCGAUUUCUGGAAUUGGAAAAGCUCGUAAUCCAGGUAAUGCUUUUAUCAAACACAGUCUUACAACUCAACUGCAGGAUGAAAUUGAAGUUCACGUUCUUCCAGUUGCAAAGAUAACAUUAAUUCCAUUGAGAGGGAAAAAUAUAACAGGACUCGAGGUAUUCAGUAUACCACUUGUAAUUAGAGGCAAGGAUGAGGGAAUUAAAGAAAAUAAUGUAUUCUCACGAGGAUUGAGUGGAUGUCGAAUGCAAACUUCAUUUUCUUUGACUUCUUAUCCCUUCACGUGUACAAUACAAUUUAUUCCAGCGAAUGUUCACAUUGGAAUUAAAGAUUUUUUCAUAGCUAAACCACGAUUUGACAUUGUUACCGGUUUCUACUAUUGUGAUGUAAUUCCCAUUGGAACGCCAAAUUUAAUUUCAAGUACAACAGAAGUUCGUCUUCAGAUAAACGCCGUAAGUAAGGAUAUGGAGGGAAAUCCCGUGGAAGUUGCAUAUUUGCCAUUAAUUUAUAUUGGAAUUAAGGAAGUUGUCUUUACAAAUUUACCAUCUUCAUCAAUGCCAACUGCAUUUUUGGAAAUUUAUGGUUUACCCUACGUCUUGGAGCAUAUAACAAUCGAUACUCCAGAUGAAAUUACAAUAAGUGGUCAACAAUUUAUUUCUAAGCAUCUAUUUCAAUAUAAAUUAAACUUGAUGCAAACCCAUGACGAUAUUCAAGGGAAAAAAAUUGUCAUAAGUAAUGAAUUAACAAAGCAGAAUAUCUCGCUAUUUAUUCGAUUACCAAGAUACGAACAAUAUGCGCAUAUAUCAGGAAUCCAUUGGCUUGAUUACGUUUAUUUUCAUCGUUAUACCUUUGGAGUGUUCAUUGUUUUAUUUAUCACCUUCUUUCACUUUUGGAAAAAUAAAAUGACAAAUGUGGAUUUAAAUGUAAAAAAUAGAAAUAUAUUUGCUGAAAAAUGCCCGCCGCCUUUGAGAAAAUCAACUAGUCCAGGUUCUCCAAAUUUAAAUAAUUCCUCAAAUACCACAAGACAACGUUCACCUUCAUCACCAUUAAGACCAUUCUCAGCUUUUGAACCAGUUUAUGGUGAUCCACGAAGUUUAUUUACACCGAGAAGAAAUACAACAUUACAUACACCUUAAGUAUGUAAAACAAACUUAAUAUCGAUAAUUCGAUAAUUUUGAAAAGACUGACAAUCAUUUUUUUUUUAUAUAUAAAACAAUUUCAUUAACUAUUUACCAAUGGCGGAUAAGUAUAAAUUAAUAUUUUUAAUUUUCAAAUAG
Leptopilina boulardi is the source of this 5942-nucleotide messenger RNA. It is a transcript of the gene Gp210, whose product is annotated as nuclear pore membrane glycoprotein 210. The transcript is spliced from 14 exons. Bases 54 to 5801 code for a protein of 1915 amino acids. The record is from RefSeq and is a predicted model, not a curated record. Lineage: Eukaryota; Metazoa; Arthropoda; Insecta; Hymenoptera; Figitidae. Gene Ontology annotation, cellular component: nuclear pore.